This is a messenger RNA of Musca vetustissima, 384 nucleotides long. Its product is annotated as mitochondrial import inner membrane translocase subunit TIM14. The transcript is spliced from 3 exons. Lineage: Eukaryota; Metazoa; Arthropoda; Insecta; Diptera; Muscidae. The coding region runs from base 1 to 384 and encodes 127 amino acids. Gene Ontology annotation, biological process: protein import into mitochondrial matrix. Gene Ontology annotation, cellular component: PAM complex, Tim23 associated import motor. The record is from RefSeq and is a predicted model, not a curated record. Gene Ontology annotation, molecular function: ATPase activator activity.
AUGAGGAUUAAUUUAAAGUACGAUGAUAGCGCAUCAUCUAUAAUAUUAACCGGUUUGGGGGUUGCCGCUGUCGGUUUUGCUGGCAAACACUUAAUGCGCCGCAUGCCAGCAAUGACCACCAAAUUCAACGAGGCAAUGAAAAAUCUACCCAAAUUCGAUGCAGAAUCAUUGGCCAAUUCGAAAUACUAUAAAGGUGGUUUUGAUCCAAAAAUGAAUAAGAGAGAAGCUUCUCUGAUAUUGGGUGUUAGUCCAAGUGCUUCAAAAUCGAAAAUUAAGGAUGCCCACAAGAAAAUCAUGUUGUUGAAUCAUCCUGAUCGUGGUGGUUCCCCUUAUUUGGCAGCUAAAAUCAACGAAGCAAAAGACUUUUUGGACAAUGUUAAAUAG